AUGGCUGUUGAUGGAAGUAAUAAAGAUAAAGAACAAGGUUUUACAGAUGUCAUUACAUCGCCAUGGUUAUAUCUAACUUCAUCAUGUUCGUUCAAUGUUCGACUAUCGUUUCAAUUUAAUAUUGAAAAUGAACAAGAUGAAAUUGAAGUUUUUCUCACUAAAAAAGAUGAAACGCAAGCAGCAUCCGUAGGUCUAUGGCCAGCUUUAAACUCUAGGACUUAUAAUUCCUCCGGUGAUAUUGGAUCAUUUUGGCAACAAGCAAAUGUUUCAUUCAAAGCAGCUGAAGAAUUUCGAAUUGAAAUUGAAAUCAGACAUUCACCAGACGAGAGAACUGACUCUACAACUUGGUUUGCUAUUGAUGAUAUUCUAAUUGAAAAUUGUCCAAUCGUUCGAACAACUACUACACGUAAAAUUGACCCUUCGCUUCUAGCAACACGAUCAUGGCCUAUCCGAUCGUAUUUCAAAAUCGAUAAUUCUUCAUUAUUACGUCGUUCAUUUGUUCGCUUUCGUUGGAAAUUCAAUGAUACAUCACCUACUUCUUCUCUCGAAGAAUCAUUAACUCCUCGUUUUACACUCCUUUCAUUUAUUCUUUAUAUUCUAUGUGCACUCGUUGGAUUAUCAUUGUUGAUUAUUCUUCUCGCUAUUAUAAUAUUCACUUAUCGUAAAUAUUGUCUGCCAAAAACAGUAUCAAUUACACCAAUGAUUGAUCAUCGACAUCGUUCAGGUAGCAAGAGAAUCCCAACUCGUAUGGGCGGUGUACAUAAUAGUUAUGUUGAUCAAGAUGCUCGCACAGAAAGAACUAUGGUAACAACUGUUAGACCGUGCUAUUAA
This is a messenger RNA of Rotaria socialis, 831 nucleotides long. Lineage: Eukaryota; Metazoa; Rotifera; Eurotatoria; Philodinida; Philodinidae. The record is from the annotation of a GenBank genome assembly.